Apiotrichum porosum is the source of this 3219-nucleotide messenger RNA. RefSeq lists its product as uncharacterized. Gene Ontology annotation, molecular function: nuclear import signal receptor activity; small GTPase binding. The transcript is spliced from 6 exons. The record is from RefSeq and is a predicted model, not a curated record. Gene Ontology annotation, cellular component: nucleus; cytoplasm. NCBI's taxonomy places the organism in Eukaryota, Fungi, Basidiomycota, Tremellomycetes, Trichosporonales, Trichosporonaceae. Gene Ontology annotation, biological process: protein import into nucleus. Bases 1 to 3219 code for a protein of 1072 amino acids.
AUGGACCCAGCAUUCGUUCAAACCCUGCACCAGCUGCUCGAGGCGAGCAUCGCGCCCGACACUGCCGUGAUCAAGCAGGCUACUGCUACCCUCAACACUCAGUACUACAAGAACCCCGAGUGCAUUCCCGCCCUCUAUGAGAUCGCGGCCACCAGCCCCAACAUGGCGAUCCGCCAGCUUGCGUCGGUUGAGCUUCGCAAGAGGGUGUCGUUCGGUGACGGCAAGCUCUGGAAGAAGACCCCCGAGCCUGUUCGCGCCCAGAUCAAGGCCAACAUCCUCACCCGCUUGACUCAGGAGACCGCCUCGAUUGUUCGCCACGCCCUUGCCCGUGCCGUCUCGGCCAUUGCCGACCUCGAGCUCACUGUCAACCCCCCUCAGUGGCCCGACCUCAUGCCCGGUCUCUACCAGGCUGCUCAGUCGACCGAGGUUAUCCACCGCGAGACUGCCAUCUACGUCCUUUUCUCGCUCCUUGACACCGUCGUCGACACCUUUGAGGAGCACCUGAAGACUCUCUUCGAGCUCUUCUCCAAGUCGCUCGUUGACCCCCAGUCGGGUGAGGUCCGUAUGACCACCCUCCGUGCCCUUGCCAAGGUUGCCGAGUACAUCACCACCGAGGACAAGCACGACAUCAAGGCUUUCCAGGAGCUUAUCGUCCCCAUGCUCAACGUCCUCCAGCAGGCCGUCACCGACGAGGACCACGACGGCGUCAAGCACGGCUACGAUGUCUUUGAGACCCUCCUUAUCCUUGACACCCCCCUUGUCUCCAAGCACGUUACCGAGCUUGUCCAGUUCUUCCUUGGUGUCGCCUCGAACCAGGAGGUCGACGAGUCGAUGCGUUGCGGUGCUCUUAACGUCCUUGCCUGGAUUGUCCGUUACAAGAAGUCCAAGGUGCAGGCUCUUGGCCUCGCCAAGCCCAUUGUUGAGGGUCUCCUUCCCAUCGGUUGCGAGGAGGACCCCGAGGACGCUGACGAGGACUCUCCUUCGCGUCUCGCCUUCCGCUGCCUCGACUCGCUCUCGCAGUCGCUCCCUCCCCAGCAGGUCUUCCCUGUUCUCUCCGCUCAGCUCCAGGUCUACAUGUCGUCGGCCGACCCCCGCAUGCGCAAGUCGGCCCUCAUGGCCUUCGGUGUCUCGGUUGAGGGCUGCUCGGAGUACAUCCGCCCCCACGUUGACCAGCUCUGGUCGGUUAUCGAGGGCGGUCUCCGUGACCCCGAGGUGAUUGUCCGCAAGGCCGCCUGCAUUGCCCUCGGCUGCAUGUGCGAGUGGCUCUCGGAGGAGUGCGCUACCCGCCACGCCACCAUUGUCCCCAUCCUCUUCGACCUCAUCGUCGACCCCGCCACCCAGAAGAACGCCUGCACUUGCCUCGACUCGUACCUCGAGAUUCUCGGUGACGACAUUGUCAACUACCUCCCCCUCCUCAUGGAGCGUCUCCUCAUCCUCCUCGAGUCUGGCCCCGUCAAGGUCAAGAUCACCGUCACUGGCGCCAUCGGCUCGGCCGCUCACGCCGCCAAGGACAAGUUCCGCCCCUACUUUGACCAGACCAUCAAGCGUCUUGUGCCCUUCAUCACCCUUGCCGGUGACGAGGACGAGAUGGACCUCCGUGGUGUUGCCACCGACACCAUCGGCACCAUCGCCGAGGCUGUUGGCGCUGAGCUCUUCCGCCCCUUCUUCCAGGAGAUGAUGAAGGCCGCCUUUGAGGCCCUCACCAUGGACAACACCCGCCUCCGCGAGUCGUCGUUCAUCUUCUUCGGUGUCAUGGCCCAGGUCUUCGAGGGCGAGUUCUCCGUCUUCCUUCCCCAGUGUGUCCCUGCUCUUGUUGCCUCGUGCCAGCAGAACGAGUCGGCCGACGAGUACCUCGAGGAGGGCACCAACGUCAACGACGCUGCCGCUGCCUUCGCCACCGGUGCCGGUGCCGACGACGAGGACGACCUUGAGGAGGAGACCGACCUUGACGCUCUCGAGGCCAUGUUCUCGAAGGUCAACUCGGCCGUCGCUAUUGAGAAGGAGGUUGCCGCCGACACUAUCGGCGAGCUGUUCAACGCCACCAAGGCUGCCUUCCUUCCCUACGUUGAGGAGACCAUGCAGGUCCUCAUCGACCUCCUUGACCACUACUACGAGGGUAUCCGCAAGGCUGCCGUCGGCGCUCUCUUCCAGUUCAUCAAGGCUGUGUACGAGCUUGCCGGUGCCGAGGACUGGGUCCCCGGAGCUGUCGUCAAGGUUCCCUUCCACGCCGACGUCAAGAAGAUUGUCGACCACAUCCUCCCCCACAUCUUCGAGAACUGGAAGACUGAGGACGACAAGGGUGUUGUGAUCCUUCUCUGCUCGGAGCUCGCCGACUCGAUGAACAAGUGCGGCCCCGCUCUUGUUGAGGGCCACCUCGACACUGUCGCCACCCUCGCCAUUGAGAUCCUCGAGAAGAAGUCGCUCUGCCAGCAGGACCCCGACGGAGACGACGAGGCCGCCGCUGACGGUGACUCGUCCGAGUACGAGUCGGCUCUCAUCUCGAACGCCGCCGACGUCUUCGGCGCCAUGGCCGCUGUCCUUGGCCCCGACUUUGCCCAGGCUUUCGGCCAGGUCCUCCCCCUCAUCUCCAAGUACGCUGAGGCUAAGCGCAUCUCGUCGGAGCGCUCAAUGGCCAUUGGCUCGCUUGGCGAGGUCAUUGUUGGCCUCAAGGGCGGUGUCACCCAGUUCACCCAGCCCUUGCUCGAGGUCAUCUCGCGUGGUCUCCAGGACGAGGAGGCUGACGUCCGCUCCAACUCGGCCUUCGCCGCCGGUGUUCUGAUCCAGAACUCGGAGCAGGACCUCUCGCAGCACUUCCCCGCCGUGCUCGGUGUGCUCCAGAACUUCUUCACCGUUCCCGAGCACUCGGCUCCCGCCGUGUACAACGCCCGCGACAACGCCGCCGGUGCCCUCGGCCGCAUGGUUGUCAAGAACGCCGCUGCCCUUCCCCUCGACCAGGUCGUCUCGGCCCUCGCGUCGGUCAUGCCCCUGCAGUUUGACCCCCUCGAGAACCGUGCCGUCUACGGUGCCAUCUUCACCCUGUUCCGCUCGCACCCCCAGGUGCUUGAGGCCCAGCUUGACCAUCUCCUCCAGGCGUUUGCUUACAACCUCUCGCCCGCCAACGAGGACGACACCACCCCCGAGACUCGCGCCGAGCUCCGCGCCCUCGUCGAGCACCUCAAGGCCUCCGUGCCCGAGAAGGUUGCCGCCGCUGGCCUUUAA